Naumovozyma castellii is the source of this 1263-nucleotide messenger RNA. RefSeq names its product GTPase-activating protein NEL1 (gene NEL1). Bases 1 to 1263 code for a protein of 420 amino acids. NCBI's taxonomy places the organism in Eukaryota, Fungi, Ascomycota, Saccharomycetes, Saccharomycetales, Saccharomycetaceae. The record is from RefSeq and is a predicted model, not a curated record. The transcript has a single exon.
AUGGCCGUCCACACAAUCUGCGUCCUGGACACCAUCGUCGUCCACCAGCAAGACCUGUCGGCCCUCACAGCUUCCCUGAUCCAGCACGCUCAGGACGUGUCCUCUCGCCAUGCACUGAUCACCCUGGACCCACAGGGCACCGCAUCGCUGCACACUCGCCACUCCACACUACAAGUGUCCACCGACACCGUCAGGACCGCUGUGUGGAACAGCAACACAUUCAGCAAGAACCCUGUCACUUUCCUCUGGAAGAAAGUGCACGCUCGGUUCCAUGACGACGUAUGGCUUUCUUCUGAGCAAUUCGUAGCGAAAUUACAACGGAUUCGCCCCUAUGACGAUUCCAAUACCGCCAAGAAACGCGCCAAGAGAGUCACAGGACUGGCAUUGGCCCUUGCCGCUGCUGUUGCCUCUCAUCAGGGGGAAAUCCACCCCAGAAUCGUCACCUUCUUGAAUGGGCCCUGUACGAAGGGCCCCGGGAAAAUACUGUCCCGGGAGAGAAACCGCCACAUGAGACAGUUCCAGCAACUGUUCAAUGACGAGCAGAAUCAACAAUGUAGACGUGCCAAGAAAUAUUACGAUACGUUGCGUGAUUGCACUGCCGCCAACAACAUCUUGUUCGAUCUCUUCAUUUCGUCGUUGGAUGAGAUCGGGUUCCUGGAAAUGAGUGCAUUGUUUGACAAUUCCAUCGCCGUGCAACAAUUCGAUUCGUUCCAGAAUGAAAGAUUUACCAUUUGCAUCAGAAAGUACUUCCAAUUAUGCAGCAACAAGGAACUACAACUACCUCACGCCGAUGCAAAGAAACAAGAAUUAAUAAACUUGAUUAAGGGUCUAUCACCUUUCCAACCACCUGCCCCUGCCCCUGCCGCUGCCGCCAACCUACUACCCAAUUACGACAAUCAAACAUUGAUGAACUCCCCCAUUUUCAACAUUCAGGGACUCUCCCCAGAUGAAAGAGCACUCACUCUACACCAAUUCGCAACAACUGACACCUUAGCAUUAUUCACCCCCAUCUUACUAGACAUGAACACGGGCCCACCAUUCACACAACUCCCCCUAACACAGCAAACCCUCUUGGACAAUCAAUAUAACUGUAUAUUCGUAGAUGGAGGGAACUUUAUAGGAUUGAUUGGUUCCAACGACCUGGGCAUCGCACACAUGGACAAAGUGCGUAAUGAAAGGUUCCCGACUCCAAGAAUAGUAGAUUUUAAUGACGGUACUACUUCCAGCCAGGAUAGAUAUUUAAGAUGUAAGUUGACUAAGUAA